AUGAGCGCAGGGGCGUUUCACACAAUGUCUCGCCUUUCCGACAAAAACAGCGAAGUGACUGUGUCUCUGACACACGCAGGCGAGAGUGUUGCGCGAAAGGGUUCUUUGGGUGCUGUGACUGCCGUGGAUAUAGACCCCAUGGGUGAUAGCGGACACGCUCGCAUACCGAGCUCCAAAUCUAGCGGGCCUGGCUCGUCGAUGAAGGCGCGCAGCCUAGCGGCUGGUCAGGUUAACCGAAUAGUGGAUGGGGCACUGCCUGAGGGGAUAUCCGUGUCGCGUGACGCGCGCAUAGCGCUGCAGAAGUGCGCCACAAUCUCAUUUUUCUACCUUGCUUGCCUGGGUGAUGCCAGUCGCAAGGCCACGGGAUCCACUCGCACCACGUUGAACGUGCAGGACAUCCGCGGAGCCAUGGAGGCGGCGGGGAUGGCGCACCUCUUGCCCCUCAUGUCAACGGCAGCGAAGCGCGGACGGGACUGA
Leishmania braziliensis MHOM/BR/75/M2904 is the source of this 477-nucleotide messenger RNA. RefSeq lists its product as hypothetical. NCBI's taxonomy places the organism in Eukaryota, Euglenozoa, Kinetoplastea, Trypanosomatida, Trypanosomatidae. The transcript has a single exon. The coding region runs from base 1 to 477 and encodes 158 amino acids. Gene Ontology annotation, molecular function: protein heterodimerization activity. The record is from RefSeq and is a predicted model, not a curated record.